This is a messenger RNA of Naumovozyma dairenensis CBS 421, 459 nucleotides long. It is a transcript of the gene MIM1, whose product is annotated as Mim1p. The record is from RefSeq and is a predicted model, not a curated record. Gene Ontology annotation, cellular component: mitochondrial outer membrane. Lineage: Eukaryota; Fungi; Ascomycota; Saccharomycetes; Saccharomycetales; Saccharomycetaceae. Gene Ontology annotation, biological process: protein insertion into mitochondrial outer membrane; mitochondrial outer membrane translocase complex assembly. The transcript has a single exon. Bases 1 to 459 code for a protein of 152 amino acids.
AUGACAAGUGAUUUAUUAGACGUAAAUGAUUCAUUAUACACAGCGGAUACAUCCUUCGAUGACCAAGAAUAUCACGAAGCACAAACAGAUUUUAUCAUACCUAAACACACAGAAAUGAUAAAUUCAGAUAAUGAAGAAUAUGAUGCUGAUGCUGAUCGUAGUGUUAGUGAUGACGAGGAGAAAAAUAAUAGUAGUAAUAAUGAAACAAUUAAUGCAAUCCUUAAUAUUAACUUGAAUCCGAAAUUUAUGAAAUUAAUUUCAUUUGCUGGGUCUUGUUCGAUCAAUUUGGUUUUGCCAUUCGUGAAUGGGUUAAUGUUGGGUUUUGGUGAGUUAUUCGCACAUGAGUUGAGUUGGAAGUUUAAUUGGUUUGGUGGAAGAUCUCAUCCUAAUGGAUUUAGAAUAUAUCCGGAAAGUAGAAAAUUUAAAGCACAAGAGGAAAAACAAUCUAGUUUCUUAUAG